CAAAACAACGUGAUUUGUUAUAUAUAUAUAAUUCUGUUUCGUAACCAUGAAAUGGGGUUUAUUUUUGGGUACACGAAUGGUCAGAGGUCGAGCGGCAACAUCAAGAAAUCUUGGAAAUCAGAAAAAAAUUCAUUCUUUCAAUGAUCAUCAGAUGUACAGAAGCCCCACCAGGAAAGUUUUUCCAGCUGUUUCAUCAUUUCUUGCCCUUGCCUUCUUCAGUAAAACACCCUUAGUAGACUGUCCCCAUCAACAGUCAGUGGAUCCAGGUGCUGCAGAUCAUAACAGUAGCAACAAGAUGUCUGCCAAACUACAGAAGGCUAAGCAGGAAGCCCUGUGGGGCAUGUUUGUGGCAGAUGCUCUAGCCAUGCCAGUACACUGGUACUACAAUCCAGCAGACAUCAAGUCUGGUUAUGGAGGGUGGUUGACUGGUUAUAGGGCUCCGGAGAAACACCAUCCCUCGAGUAUCCUCACUAUAUCUGCCACAGGAGGCAGUGGUCGAUCUGGAUGGGGUCAAAAGAGCAAACCCAUAAUAGGAGAUAUAAUUCUACAUGAUAAGCUUAAAUACUGGACCAGCAAUGACAGAACUGUCCAUUAUCAUCAAGGAAUGAAACCAGGGGACAAUACUCUAAAUCUCUCAAUGGCACUAAAAAUGCUACAGACCAUGCAAACAGCUGAUCCAAAGGCUACCAUGGAUCCACGAGAAUUACGUGGUAAAGUUCUGGAGCAAUACGUGAAAUUUAUGACUUCUCCAGGGUCCCAUAAUGAUACAUAUGCUGAGUCAUUCCAUAGAUCAUUUUUCAAAGACUGGAGCGAGAGCAAAACUCGCCCAAAGGUAGCUGAAGAAGUAUUAAAGUGGGCAGAGGAAAGAUACAUGAAAGCAAGCAAAGGGCCGUUAGAUCACCAGCUGGUCAGUAUCGGUGCACUUGUACCUGCUAUUCCAUGGAUUAUUCACUACGCACAUAAAUCAGAAUCAGAAUGUGCCAAAGCUACCGUAGACUUUCUGAAACUUACACAUCCUGAGUCUGGGCUGGUUCCUUUUAUUGAUAUUUACGCCAGACUGCUGCAUGGUGUACUAAACGGACACCCACUGAAACAGGAAGCCAUGAAGACUCUGAGUAACGCUGAAUUAGGAGGACAACAGAAACGGGAAUCCGUGCUGAAUCUCCUAGACAAAGCUAAUGGAGCGCCGAGAGGGUCUGAAAGCCGAUUGAGAAUGUACCAGUCCGCCACCAGUCGUUUGGGAUCCGCUUGUUACAUGGAAGGUGCUAUGUCUAGCAUGCUAUUCCUAGCGUUGGAAUUUGCUGAUGACGUUAACGAGGGACUCUUGGCAAAUGCUAAUUGUGGAGGGGAAAAUUGUCACCGGGGUGCAGCGCUUGGGGCGCUUUUGGGGGCAUCAGCGGCUUACCGGGAAAACGAGGUGUCCACCGAAUUCAAAGAGAAACUUGGAUCAUCAAAGACAGGACUUACACCUAUAAUUGAACAAUUGCAAGCGUAGUUAGAGGUUAUUUCUAAUAUUGCGCAGUUAAUAUUUAUUUAUUAAUAUCACUGUUUGAAGGUAUGAACUAACUGUUUCGAUUUAUAAUGUAUUUUUGCUUAUUUGUGCACAACAUUUAUAUAGAAUAUUAAAAGUUGAUCAUUAAUGAC
Molecule: messenger RNA, 1644 nt
Organism: Saccostrea echinata
Lineage: Eukaryota; Metazoa; Mollusca; Bivalvia; Ostreida; Ostreidae
Exons: 9
Coding region: 47-1495 (482 amino acids)
Source: RefSeq, a predicted model, not a curated record